GGAAGCUGUUUAAAAAUAGCGAUACGAAACUACGAAUGUACUUAAUUUGCAUUUACAAAACUUAAAAUUGGACUUAAGUGCUCAAAUUGCUAUUGGCAUAGCAAUAACAAUUGUUAGAAAUGUGAUGUAGACUUGAAUUAAGAAGUUCAAAUAUUGACUCACAAUUUUUUGUAAACAAGGGAUUUUUAAAGAAACAUGUUACAUAAUUGUGAAGAAGAUUCUGGGCGAAGUUCCUGCUCAGCUUCAGGUGGCUUGAGUCCAAUUAUUGACAAGAUGAAUUUUGACUCAUCUCCAAUUGAUUUAUCAAAAUUGAAGCAUAUGAAAAGACAUUCAAAAGACUUCAGUAGUAAUACUGAUCUAAAAGUCAGCAACCGUCCAAGAAGUUUUGUAAGCCUAUUGAAGUCUCCAGAUGAAAAAGACCCUUUUCCGAGCUACAGGCUGCCCAGAAAUCACAGACAACCUGUUCUUAAUCUAUUUAAUGCUUCAAGACGAGGAGGACUUAGUACUGCACACUCUACUUUAGAUAUAGCAAGCAGUACUCAAAUAGAAACAGCAGAGCCCAGAUUACAUAAUAACACUCUAUCAAUGAACGCUAUUCUGAAAAAUGACUUUGUUCAUAAAAAUACAUGUAAAACUAUGAAUUUCAGACGAGGGAAACCUGUUCAAAGGGCAGCUUCUCGACUUUAUAAAGCUGACAGUGAUGUCAAAGGCAAAGAAGGAUGCACCGGUCCAGAGUUUAUUGUGAGAGCUUCACAAUCUCCCAGGAAGUUAGAUCUGACGCUUUCGGCUAAUUCUGAUCGAAAAAUUAUAAACGUGGUGUUGCUUAAUGGCCAACAAUUUGAAGUGACUUGUGACUCAAACAUCAUAACCGCCGGCCAACUCUUUGAAGCUUUAAUACACAGUGAGAAAUAUGAACACAAUUUCAUGUUAGGUAUAGCUGCUUUGAUUGGUGGAGAUUUUGUUUUCUUACCAGAUGACUAUAAAUUAAAAAAGCUAGCUCCAGAUGGCUGGCACAAAGCAAAUUGUAAGAAGAACAAAAUAUUAGUAGAAGAUGACUCUAUGACUGUGUUCUUGAGGAUAAAAUUCUUCCUCCCAAAGAACAUAUCAAAUAAUAUUCAAGAUGGGGAGUGGCAGUACAGAGUGUAUUUACAACUGAGAAGAGCUACUGUUGAAGGUCAAUUAACUUCAACUAUACAGAAUCUUGUACUGUUAACUGGUUAUGCCUUGCACGUUGAAUUUGGUGAGUUUUCCUACAGAGAACAUGGAAGUGCAGAUUAUUUUUUACUAGAACAUUAUUUACCUGAAACAGUUAUUACAAAUAAUAUGGCUGAUAUUAAAUUGCGCAUGAAAAGAGCUCAUGAAUCUCGACAUGGAUUAGAUAGGAAUAAAGCUAUUAUCAACUUCAUUACGCUAGCUCAAACGUUUCGCGAUUAUGGAGCUCAUUUCUACUCUGCAGUGUGGUCUACUCGCGAUGGCUUCUGUAGGGAUGUGUGGCUAUCCAUUGGUCCACGAGGAAUUACCAUCUAUUCUCGAUACAAUCAGAUGUCUAUCGAAUCAUGCUCAACUAACCGCAUUGUGCUCCAAUGCCUGCCUUGGCAUCAUAUACGCACAUUUUAUUACAACAAAAAGAGCCUUUAUAUAAUUCCGAACUCAUAUUCUGGUCUAUCCAAAAUUGGGAUAAAGUACAAGCUUAAAAUGACAGAUAACAAGAGUUAUUUUUCAUUUUGGUUAGCUUCAUUGCACCACAGAUUGUAUUUGAAGCUUUAUGCUAAGGAAGACUUUAUAAACUAUUUGGCUGAUGAACUUAAUUGUGCAAUAAACCAAGAGGGAAGUCCUAAGAAAGUGGAAUGUAGCAACUAUCAAGACAGCUAUAAUCUAGCAGUAAGAAAUCCUAUUAGGUCAAAACGGCCUAUGCGACGAAGAUUUAAAAUGGAUAUUUUUGGUGACAAAAACAAAGAAAAUGAGAAGCCUAACACAGAAGAACUAUUAAGGCAAGUGCUUUCUCCACUGCACAGUGAAGAAAAUUUGCUAAACACAUCCACCAUGGACCUUCACCGUGAAAACUCUUCAAAUGAAUGCCUUUCUUCUUCAGAAAGCUGUAGCUUACCAAAAAGACACGGUGUCAAAAUGGGAACAAGAGUUUUUAAUGGAAUGAAACCGUUUAAUAAGUACGGACAAACAUCACCGCCCAACAACUACACUAACCAUCAUAGGUCUGAUGAAAUUGUAACUACCCAAAGUGACUCUGAUGAUUUUAGUCUAGACAGAAAACAGUGUACUAUAAACAGUAUGAGAUUGUUACCAGAAAGACAUUACAAUACCAGUUUAUCAAAUAUACCUACAGCAUAUGUAUUGGAGUCUCCCAAAAUAUACCCAGAAAACCAUUGCUAUAUAGCUUCAAACGAUUCUUGUCUUACUACAUCACUGUUUGAAAGGCUAGAUAAUAUGGAGUGUGUACAGGGCGAAAGACUGUUUGUUACCGCUGUUUUGCAAAGAGACCAAAUGAAUGCUUUAGGGCUGCAGGUAGCAGAAGGGUCUGAUGGUAACGUGUAUAUUAAGUCGAUCACAUCAGGAAGUCCAGCAGAUGCUUGCAAAAAAUUAUUACCCGGGGACCAAAUCAUAUCUGUGAAUGGUAAGACACUGUUGAAUAUAAAAUACGACAAAGCUCUUGAAAUGCUGCAAUCCGCCCCGCAAACAGUCGAACUUAUAGUCCUGCAAAACUCUCAGAAAUAUAGCCACAUAAGUACGAUUGAAGCUGAUACUAGUGAAACAGAUAUUUGUAAAAUAAGUGGCAGUAUCGGCAGUGCCUUAGACACAGAAAUAACUGAUGAUGAAUUGCUUAAUGAAGAAGCACUGAAAACUAUUUACGCGCUAAUAAAAUUCACAAAAGAAAAAGUAAUAAAUAGAAUUAAAGAAAAGCCAACCAGACAAAAUUCACCCAAUGAAAGAAGCUUAUAUAAAAGUUCCUCCGAGAAUAAAGUGUAUGAAGAAAAUGACCUAGGAACUUGUUCGUCCCAAGAAGACACACCACAAAAGAAAAAUAAGUUCGAUACGUGGCGCAGCUGUGUUUCGGACAGCAGACCAAGAAGAAGACCUUUGAGCUUGAGUAUACCGAAAGAAAUCAAUUUUGAUCGCUAUUUAGAUGAAAAUAAUAAGAUCAAAAAGUCAUCUCUGGUUUGCUUGCAAUCAGGACCGAGCGGCCCUAGUGACGAUGACAGUAACUCAGUUAAAAAUGUUGCUUUACCGCGAAAUUUCGGGCUGAGUCGAAAGUGGGUCGGUCCCGUGAGAUACCCCGUGACUCCGUGUAAGAAUGUCGCCCCCGAAGCUGGGGCAGCUUCAAGAUCAGACGGCGACGUUACGAGAAGGCACUUCGUCUACGGCAUUGGCGACUCUGACGAAGAUCAGAUAUUUUUAUAAAGUUGUUAUUUUUGCUAAAAUGUUUAUUAUCACAUAUACUUACGUUAUGUAGAUACAUAGGUUUAUAUAAAUAUUUGCAGAGAAUAUAAUCUUGGUACCAGGGCCAAAGUAAAACUGCCUAGAGACGGAUCUGUGGGUCCAGAAAAAAAUUAUUAUCCUGAAAUGUGACUUGAAUUGAUUCACCGUCAGAUAGUUCGUGAGCUGACGACGAAUUGUAGGAAGAUAUUUUCGGCAAUUUGAUGAUAUACACAAACGGUACCUAUUUUAUCGAUGUUAACAUGUUUUUUAAUCGCGAAACAGAAGACUUGCGGGUAUUUGGUACCGCAUAUCAUAUGACAUUCCUCUAAAAUAAAUAAAUAAAAUAUUUAGGCA
Bombyx mandarina (wild silkworm) is the source of this 3789-nucleotide messenger RNA. Its product is annotated as tyrosine-protein phosphatase non-receptor type 13. Lineage: Eukaryota; Metazoa; Arthropoda; Insecta; Lepidoptera; Bombycidae. The record is from RefSeq and is a predicted model, not a curated record. Gene Ontology annotation, cellular component: cytoskeleton. Gene Ontology annotation, molecular function: protein binding.